Nicotiana attenuata is the source of this 714-nucleotide messenger RNA. RefSeq lists its product as uncharacterized. Bases 1 to 714 code for a protein of 237 amino acids. The transcript is spliced from 2 exons. Lineage: Eukaryota; Viridiplantae; Streptophyta; Magnoliopsida; Solanales; Solanaceae. The record is from RefSeq and is a predicted model, not a curated record.
AUGACCACAGUCAGAGCUUUGAUUGCAACUGUAGUUAAGAAAGGAUGGUUCUUGUCCCAGCUUGAUUUCAACAAUGCAUUCCUUCAUGUAAGCAGGCAGUGGUAUGCCAAGCUGAGUGAAGCAUUGUGCUCCAGAGGUUAUGCACAUUCUAUGCUUGAUUAUUCACUAUUCUAUAAGAAAGAAGGCACUAAUGCAAUUUAUGUGACAAUUUAUGUAGAUGACAUAGUUGUCACAGGCACUGAUGUAGUAGAAUUGGAGAGACUGAAGUGUUUUCUUCAUGCCAGUUUCAAAAUUAAGGACCUUGGUAAGAUGCACUACUUCCUGGGAGUGGAAGUAUUGUAUAAGGCAGAUGGGGUGGUAAUAUCACAAAGAAAAUUUGCACUAGAUCUAUUAAAGGAGUAUGAUUGUUUAUCUCAGAGUGGUUUCUCUUCUCCAUUGGACCCUACUGUCAAGUUGAAAGCCAAGGAGGGUGCCACAUUACAAGAUCCUACUUACUACAGAAAGCUGGUGGGGAAGCUUAAUUUCUUAACCAACACCAGACUAGGCAUUUCUUGUGGAGUCCAACACCUGAGUCAAUUCAUGCAAGACCCCAGAGAACCACACCUUAAGGCAACCUUUCACUUGCUCAGAUAUCUAAGAACUGAUCCAACAUUGGGGAUAUUUUUUUCCAAAGAUGAGGACUACACUGUGAGAGCCUAUUGUGAUUCUGAUUAG